AUGUUUAUUGCCCCCGUUGAUGAUUUGCUUGAGGAGCCUGAAGUCAUAAUCGUCCCUGACCGCUGUUUGUACCAAGUUCCGUUUGCUGCUCUCCGUGAAAAGGAGGGGACCGAAUACCUGUCGGAGACUCAUAGGAUCCGUGUCAUUCCUUCUUUGACAACACUCAAGAUCAUUCAAGAUAGUCCAGAGGAUUAUCACAGCAACACUGGUGCCUUGGUAAUAGGCAAUCCCAAGGUUGAUCGGCUGCUGCCAUUGCCAGGUGCAAGAAAGGAAGCGGAGAUGGUCGGACGAUUGGUGGGUGUUCCGCCUCUGGUAGACGAGAAAGCAACUAAGCAGGCGGUGCUUGAGCUGAUAAGUUCAGUGAGCCUGAUACAUUUUGCUGCCCAUUGUAACGCCGAGAGGGGAGAAAUUGCCCUCUCUCCCAUUCCUGCUCCUAACGGUCGAAACGUUAUCCUACCACAGGAAGCUUACGUGUUGACGAUGGCUGAUGUCUCACGAGUAAAAAUCAGAGCUAAACUGGUGGUACUUAGCUGCUGUCACAGUGGAAGUGGAGAGAUAAGAGCCGAGGGAGUUAUAGGAAUUGCCCGUGCGUUCUUAGGAUCAGGUGCUCGCUCUGUGUUGGUUACGCUGUGGACCAUUUCAGACUCAGCAACAGAGCAGCUGAUGAGUCGGUUCUACAAACACCUUGUUGAAGGAGAAAGUGCCGGUGAAUCCCUUCAUCAGGCCAUGAAGUGGAUGAGGAAAAACGGCUUUACCAAAGUGUCUGAGUGGGCUUCGUUAACGCUGAUUGGAGAUGAUGUGAGGCUCGAGUUUGGCAAGCAGAGGUAAGACUCGGUGAGGACAGGUAUUUCAUAAAUUAAAGUUAAAAUUAGACGCGAAGGUGGCUUUGACUUACUGGUCGCUGACUGUCGGCGGUGAUCCUUUGUCACCUUGAAUAUCAAAUUGGUUUUAUACCCUUUUUUUGUUUCUUUCAAAGAGUAACAAUUUAUUCUUCCAGUUGGAUGUAAAAUAUAGAAUCUCGAAAGGGCCUCUCUGCCAAUCAGAUGCAAGUGUAUAUUUGCCUACGUAUUGCGCCUGGUAUAACUGUAUUUGUUUUAUUUAAGAAAUGUUGAUUAAGUUAUUUAUAAUUGGUUUUUUUUUUACGUUUGUUACAGGAAAGAAGAUGAGAAUAGCUCGAAGGAAACAGACCUUAGAGACUUUUAGACGGAUAACCAAAUAGAAUAAGUAGAGAAAAUACUCUAUCCGUUAUUUCAUUGUGUAAUUAAGGAAAGGGCAACCUCAAAUUAAGGAUAUUAAUUUCAAUUUUUUACAUUCUCUUUUCCGAUCUUCUCAGAAGGAGGUAUUGUUUACGUAUCCGAGAAUAUUUUUUCGGCACAAAAAUUAUCUUAUCUGGCCGAUAUAAUUAGCAUGAAACAUUAUUGACUUAGGGCUCUUAAGUGAAGUGAAGUCAGGAAAGUUAAAACAAUAGUUUAAGCAUCAAAAACGAGCCAGUUAAGUCUUACAGGGUUUUCUCACAAAGCCUUUUGUUAUAGGUUUCGUUAACAGAAUCCUAAAUUUUUUUAUGUAAAAUCUUUAGGAAAAGCUUUUCUUUUGGUCUGUUCCAGUACUACUUCUGAGUGCUUAAAAAAUUGGACAAAAAUUAAUGGAUUUCCAAAUAGAACCGUGGAAAAAGCUUUCAAGGUCAAGAACUUAAUUAGUAUCAAGUGGAAAAAUGACGGCAGCAAUAUUUUGAAACUGGUUCAACAAGUCACUUAGGCAUUGUAAUGUUUGAGUUAAAGUAUGUUUGCAUAGUGAUUUAAUUGUUUUUAAGUCAGGUUAUCGUCAAAAUGUUGUUUAGGGAAUCAAAAUAUUCUUGUUUUUUAGCACACUUAAUACAAUUUUUGGCAAAGUUUCUUAA
Messenger RNA from Pocillopora meandrina, 1897 nucleotides. NCBI's taxonomy places the organism in Eukaryota, Metazoa, Cnidaria, Anthozoa, Scleractinia, Pocilloporidae. The record is from the annotation of a GenBank genome assembly.